GGCGAAAGUUAGAGAAAGAAGGAUGGAAAUGCGUGGAGUCUAGUGUCAGUAGCGACGUCGAGGGUGGCCUCGUCGGCAGCUACGCACGUUUUUGGCAACGUUCGUCGAUGCCCAUAACUCUGAUCGUGGCAAUGGUGUUGAUCGUGUGCACGACGUCGACGUAGCUGCCGAGAGCCGGCGCGCGACUCGACGACUCCUUUUCGCGCAGUGCUGCCGUGACGGUCGAUCGAAGCGCACCGCUGAAACCUGGGAAUGCCACGCAACCUUCCAUUUUAACGACUCCACGAUGCAUCUGCCCGGCUGCCACGUCGUCGUCCCGUGCCCUCCGUUCGAGUCUCCGGAUGGUUAUCUGAGUUACAGGAGGCUCGUGUAUCGACAAGUACCAGCGUGAACCCUCCUACGCUGGCUGCCGCCCAGAAACUCGUCCGAACCAGCGGUAUAUCCACCCUGUGGUUUCCUAGCUCGUUCGCGAACAGUACCGUAUCUACCUUUUGGAAAUUGUUCUCGUUGAAUUAGAAUAUCUCGAGUCUCGUUGACGAAUGACGACAGCAAGGUAGAAGGAACGUUCUACUAUCGCAAGAGGGACAGAGUCGACCAAAGAAGCCUGUUUCCAGUGAAGUAUUUUUCCGAUUAUAUCGUUAGUAAAGUGAUCAGGCGAAUCUGUGCGCUCGAUCGAUCGUAAUCGCAAGGCCGUUGCUUGUGCAAGGAACAUAAACACGAUGGUUAAGUAGUGGAGGCUCGAUAAGGGCUGCUCGAGUGCCUGAUCACCCCCUGGUCUGGUUCUGUUGCAGCUGCGUACCGAGAACACUCUCUCUUCUUCGUCGAUAACCAACCAAUAAACGGCGGGGAGAGCACGCUCGCGAGGCAGAAGCAGCGUCGGACCCGCGGUCGCUCUACUACGCCUCUCUCUCUCUGUGUCUCUCUGUUCUUCGCUGUACUCCAAAGGGUUCGUUGACACUGUGGCUAGGAAAUCGACUUUGGAACUCGUUGGCCGCCGAAAAAGGUCACCGACGAUACAAAUAUAGAAACGUGGUGGAACGAGGCCGACAGUGGAGCAAUAUCGAAGAGGAGAAGGGAAGCGCGGCUGUUUAAGGAUCCCUGCCGUGUCUCGUUUGUGAAUCGAUAGGAAUUUUUCUCCUCUGUUAAGCGGAAUCUCUAACGAAUCGUCCUGAUAUACGGAAGAAUCUUGAGAAUCUCAUGUGUGUUUAGGAAAACAGUUCGAAGAAGUUGUUGUUGCUAUCGCGAACCGUGUGUACAACGAGUGAUAGAAAACAGAAUCUGAGAGUAAAUGCCUGCCAUAGAAGCAAUAAGCGAGCCUGGCUCGUUUAAUCUGCAACUUCAAUAAAUAGAACUACCGUAGAAAUCGGACCUACUGCUGAGGGUGUGAAACGAUCGUCUUCCACGUGUGAUACAAUACGAUACAGUCUCCUCGAACGAUUCUUAAACGAUCAUCGUUUAGGAAACGGAAUAAUAGAAUAAUUGCGAAAUAAUCUUGCGUCGAGUACACAAACGAAUAAGUAAAUAAAUAAACGAAAUCUUGGACGUUGAAUAAAUAAAUAAUUCUUAAAGACUCGGAAGAUUAUACCGUGAGAGCAAAACUCGUGGUAGAAAAAAGCACGAGAAGGGUGCAGUGAGGUAGAUACACGAGGGUGCACUCCCUUCGAACAGCGGGAGCCAUUGAAACUAAGGUUUCUCGAGGUCGGAGGUCUCUGAUGGUACAGAGGGUGACUCAGUACCGGUGGACGAGCGCGAAAAAUCAGCGCGGUCCCCGUAACCAAGAUCGGCAUCAUAGUCGUCGAGUAACAUCGUCAUGGCUCCACGUAUCGUCAUCUCGACGAUGAUCGCGUUUGCGUUGAUCCUUGCUUGCUGGUCUGCUCAAGGUCACGCGGGUUUAGCGAGGUUCUACGAGUCCGUGCCCGAUCUACAACCGGACAGACGAAUUCCUAACAACGACUACGCGAUUCACGGACCGAUCGUCGACGAUCAUGAGUUCCCUCGAGAUCUCAGGGAGCCUUAUCCAGGCAAGAGUUUCGGUCCCAUGGGUCCUAUCGAUGGUUCGUUGCCCGAUGACGUAUCUUUUCGAAGUUUGGCCUCCGGACAAGAGGAAGCAGCCAAUUCCAUGGAACAUUUGUCGUCGAAUCAGGCGAUGGAAGGGCACGAAGAUGAAUCUAAGCCUAGCAAACCGGAGUAUAAGAUCAUGUCUGUGGAGUUUCAUCGGGUCGAGACACCGUUUAUCAUUGGAAUCUGGAUCUUCUUCGCGAGUCUCGCGAAAAUAGGCUUCCACAUGACGUCAAAGCUGAGCAAGAUCUUUCCGGAGUCCUGUUUGCUGAUCGUUGUCGGCGUCGUCGUUGGUGUCUUACUGUUCCAGGCGAGCAGCGUCCACGUGUCACCCUUAACUCCCGACACGUUCUUCCUCUACAUGCUACCGCCCAUCAUCCUGGAUGCCGGCUAUUUCAUGCCGAACCGACUAUUCUUCGACCAUCUGGGAACGAUACUCCUGUUCGCCGUCAUUGGGACUAUAUUUAACACCUUGUCGAUAGGAGCUUCGUUGUGGGUGUUAGGUAAGAGCGGCCUGUUCGGUUUCGAAACUCCGCUGUUGCAAAUGUUCCUGUUCUCCGCGUUGAUCAGCGCCGUCGAUCCUGUCGCCGUGCUAGCGGUCUUCGAGGAAAUUCACGUGAACGAAAUCUUGUACAUCGUCGUAUUCGGGGAGAGCUUGUUGAACGACGCUGUCACCGUCGUACUGUACCACAUGUUCGAGGCGUACAACGAGAUAGGACCAACGGAAAUACUCUACACGGACGUACUGUCAGGAUUUGCUUCGUUCUUCGUGGUGGCGAUCGGCGGCACGAUAAUAGGAGUGAUAUGGGGUAUCGCAACUGGAUUCGUUACGAGGUUCACUCAUCAGGUUCGCGUGAUCGAGCCCAUCUUCAUAUUCGUCAUGGCUUACCUGGCCUACCUAAACGCUGAGAUUUUUCACAUGUCCAGCAUUCUGGCGAUCACCUUCUGCGGCAUCACAAUGAAGAAUUACGUGGAGGCGAAUAUCUCGCACAAAUCGCACACAACCGUCAAAUACACGAUGAAGAUGUUGUCAAGCAGCUCGGAAACCAUCAUAUUUAUGUUCCUCGGAGUCGCUACGGUGAACAACCGUCACGACUGGAACACGUGGUUCGUCGUCAUGACCAUCGUAUUCUGCUCGGUUUAUCGAAUCGUUGGCGUGAUCUUACUGACAGCCUUGGCUAAUCAAUUUCGACUGCACAAGCUGAACAAGGUGGAGAAGUUCGUGAUGUCUUACGGUGGCUUACGAGGUGCUGUAGCGUUUGCUCUGGUCCUGCUGAUCGACCCAAAGCACGUGUCCUUGCAGCCAAUGUUCGUCACCACUACGAUAGCAGUCAUCUACUUCACGGUGUUCAUACAGGGAAUCACGAUCAAGCCGCUCGUAAAAAUCCUGAACGUGAAACGGGCAGAGAAGAAGAAACCUACCAUGAACGAGAGGAUCCACGAACGGAUAAUGGACCACGUGAUGGCUGGGGUCGAGGACAUUUUGGGCAAGCACGGCAAUUACCAUGUUCGAGACAAAUUCAAGCGGUUCGAUAAUAAAUUCGUUCGUCCGUACCUAGUGAGGGAUCACUGUGGCGCGGAACCGAAAAUAUUGGAAACGUACUCGAAACUCGCGAUGAAAGACGCUUUGGAUUACAUUAGAAGGAACGCGUCCACCAUCGGCAAUAUCAGCGGAACUGAAAGCAUGUCCGCGAUAUUCCGCAACUAUAGCAACACAGGACAGUUCAAUGGAAGUCCGAGUUGCAGCCAGCUUGAAGCGGGCUGGAAUAUUGAUCUCCAAGAACUGGAGUACAACCCUUCCAAGAAGGACUUGACGGACGCCAGGAUCCACCACCUAUUGGCCGAAGAACUUUGCAAGCCAUACAAGAGGCAUGGAACGAAACUGUUGCAGCAUCGGCGUCUAAGCUACAGCCGACACGCGGUGAACGAUCGCGAUCUCUCGACCCAAGUCAAUUACAAAAUGCACAUGAACAUACGUCGGAUGAUGGGAGAGCACAAGCAUCGUCACAAGCGCAGUAAAAAAUUGCUCAAAGACGGUAAGCAGAAUCACGUGAGUUUUCCGGAGUUCCAGCAAAAUGGCUCGACGAAGUUGUUCACACAAGAUUACAUCAAUGGCGUCCUGUACGAAUUGGAGAACGGAGACACGUCAAAGCCUUCGAGCAAAGAGGACUGGGACUCGGCGAUUACUUUCACAGCUCGUACUUCCGACUCGUUGAACGUGAACGUGGACAACCACCACGGCGCCACCACCACUACCUCGAUGGACACCAUAAAUACCGACGAUCCCGAUAUGAAAUUAGGACGAGACGAAACCUACAGGGUAACGACACCAACAGCCACGGAGACCAUGUUGCCAUGGAAGCGAGAAGACGAUUACGAUUCCGGGCACCCGAUUAAACAGAAUGAAUUCCCCGCUUGGUGUUCAAACAAGGAGUACCUGGCUUACAGUUCCCCAUCAGCCACAUUCUUAGGUGGAAUCGAGCAACCAAAGGUCCAGUCAGUAAUUGGUCUAUUCCGUGGUGAGAGUGUGUGCACCACGGAUGGUAUCGAUUGCCAGGAAACUGUGGACGAGCGUGACGAGUACACGUUGACGGGGACAGAACAGACGGAGGAUUCGCCCACGAAAACCUUCAGUGAAUACGAGAAAGACAGCAAGAAGGGACCCACUAGGCGAGUAUCCAUGAUGGAGCUGUGCUCCAUGGAGAAAUCGCAAUCGGAAAAGUGUACGGAGGACGGAUCCCAUUCCCUGCCAGAGUGUUGGAAUCCUCAACGGAUCCGAAUGAGCUCGUUCGCAUACUCGGCCCAGGUUCCAAGUCUCUCCACCGCCCUUAUCACUUCUUCCUCCGAAUCGUCGGAGGAGAUAGACGAGGAGGAAGAGAAAGCUUGACCUUUGGGGAUCGUCGAGGAACAGACGUCAUCGUUCGCGGUCGACGAGCGUCGUCUUCGUCGGCCAUGGCGGCGGCCACCUCGGCGUUCGUUGUUCUCGUCUCUCUUACGUCGACCUAGCGCUCCGGUCUGAACAGAGGACGUGCCUCUAAUAUCUUUCGCCCCCAUUCUAGGGAGAUACGAUCAACCUUUCAACCGAAAACGAAAAUAAUAUUUGUUCCCCCUUUGACGAUCGCCGAUCUCGCUCCCUUCGAGGAUGGACAUUUUAAUAGAACUCACACUGGAGACGUCGAGCUGUUUUGACAGCUCUUGUUCUCUUCCACAGGACCAGAUUACAUGACGGAAAGUACCCCUCGUUUUGACUACCGAUGCUUUCAUUCGCACGCAGAAACGAAUGCUUUGGAGUUGUACGGGGUGUCCCAAAAAUUGGUCCCUUGUUUGUUUUUUUUUUUUUUUUUAAAUAAUUUCCGAGGGAAAUGAGAAAUUGUUGGAUCUUUGUGCAAGAUAUAAUAAGAGAAGCUUUACGUUUGUAUCUUUGUAUAAUUUCUUAAUGGGAUAAGGUAGAUAGAUUUUAGCAAUAAUUUAUUGAAUCGUUGGAAUUGCGUUUCUCUCUGUUUUUGGUCUACCAGCCACGGCGAGGGAAUCUUCAAGACGUUUGAUAAUUUAGAGAAUAAUAGGAUUACUUGACACAAAUUCACGACCGAAAGAGAAAUGAAAUUAUGCGACUGAUGAUUCAUUGAUCAAUGUAUGGGACAAUCUCUCGGGACACCCUAAAUUAGAUCGUCCAAUAAGUUCGUCGUCUCUACGACGUUAUUUUACGAAUACAGAACGAUAAACGAUCAAGAUGACCAAUGACCAACCUUCAAUAAGAUCAAGGCCAACCCAGAAAAAGCACUUGUAAAGAACGAUUCGGUGGAUAUCAUUUUGAUUGCUGCAUAUUUAAGAAUCGUAACUGAGAAUGAAAUUCUAGUACAAGGCAGCCCAGGAGUCUGACGUUUUGAAUAUUCCAGAAUUAACUAUCCAUCGAUAUCUAAAACAGAAUGAGACUGGACCGAAGUUAAAAACAUCUAAAUAUGAAAGAAAUGUGAACGAACUUAUUAGGCGACCUAAUACGUUACUUAGGUAGAAUUCUUCGAUCUCAGAGGAGACAAACAAGUAUUUUCUCGGUUGGUUUAAUCGAUAGAAUCGUUGACACAAUGAUAUAUAGUACAGUUGACGUUGUAGUAGCGUGAUUUUCGAUAUAGCGAUGUUACCAUUUUUCGACGAGAAUGAUUCAGUCGAGGUUGCGUUCUCUUUUGAUACUCGGUGAUCGUGUGAAUCCAUUUUGAAUAUUCGACCAUGAGAGUGAUACAAGUGAAAUAAAGAGUGCAAGAGCGAGAGAAAGAGCGAAAGUAAGAAAGAGAGAGAGAGAGAGAGAGAGAGAGAGAGAGAAAGAGCUAUUUUUUUAAACCGACGAUACACCUCGUUUCCUCCGUAGCACGACUGACGGAUGAAAAGUAUUAACGAAUAGACUUGGAGGAACGUUUUUUGGUAGUUGAUUUUUCAAAUGCUUCCUGAGAAGAAUGAUUCGUCCAUUGGAAGGGAGAUGCUUUCGAUCAGCAGGAACGAAAGAUUUUUGAAGCACCGACGAUUCUUCGUCGAUGUGUCGCUUUCUGCGUGCUGAGAAAGAUCGUGAACCAGAAAAAUCACGCGAUUUCUUUCUCUUAGACGCCAUAAUAGCGUGUAUCCCUUGUAGCGACGACUCGUUUUAACGAUCGCUCAUUAACUUGGUAUCGUGGCCU
Bombus impatiens (common eastern bumble bee) is the source of this 6725-nucleotide messenger RNA. RefSeq names its product probable Na(+)/H(+) antiporter nhx-9 (gene Nhe2). NCBI's taxonomy places the organism in Eukaryota, Metazoa, Arthropoda, Insecta, Hymenoptera, Apidae. Gene Ontology annotation, molecular function: sodium:proton antiporter activity. The record is from RefSeq and is a predicted model, not a curated record. The transcript is spliced from 18 exons. Gene Ontology annotation, cellular component: membrane. Gene Ontology annotation, biological process: proton transmembrane transport; regulation of pH; sodium ion transport. The coding region runs from base 1811 to 4945 and encodes 1044 amino acids.